AUGAGCGAGGUCCAGUGGCCCGCGCAGAAGGUGCGCAAGACCUUCUUCGACUACUUUGAGCAGCGGGGUCACGCUAUCGUGCCCUCGGGCUCCGUCGUCCCCCACAAUGACCCCACGCUCCUCUUCACCAACGCGGGCAUGAACCAGUUCAAGCCCAUCUUCCUCGGCACCAUUGGCAAGUCGGACCCCAUGGCGAGCCUCAAGCGCGCGGCCGAUUCCCAAAAAGUCAUUCGCGCCGGCGGCAAGCACAACGACCUCGACGAUGUCGGCAAGGACAGCUACCACCACACCUUCUUCGAGAUGCUGGGCAACUGGUCCUUUGGCGACUACUUCAAGAAGGAGGCCAUCGCCAUGUCGUGGGAGCUUCUCACAAAGGUCUACGGACUCGACCCGACGCGCCUGUACGUUACAUAUUUCGAGGGAAGCCCGUCGUUGAACCUCGAGCCCGACCUGGAGGCCAAGGAGCUGUGGAAGGCCAUUGGCGUCCCCGAGGACCACAUUCUCCCCGGAAACAUGAAGGACAACUUCUGGGAGAUGGGUGACCAGGGCCCUUGCGGUCCCUGCAGCGAAGUGCACUACGACAAGAUCGGUGGACGCAACGCGGCGAGCCUCGUCAACGAGGACGACCCCAUGGUCGUCGAGAUCUGGAACAUUGUCUUCAUGCAGUUCGACCGCCAAAAAGACAAGAGCCUGAAGCCACUGCCCGCGAAGCACAUCGACACUGGCAUGGGUUACGAGCGCCUGGUUUCUGCGCUGCAAGACACCGAGUCCAACUACGCGACCGACUGCUUUACCCCGCUGUUCAAGCAGAUCCAGGAGGUUACGGGCGUCAGGCCGUACACCGACAAGUACGGCAAGGACGAUGCGGACGGCAUCGACACCGCCUACCGAGUCGUUGCCGACCACAUCCGAACCCUGUCGUUUGCGAUUUCCGACGGCGCUGUGCCCAACAACGACGGCCGCGGCUACGUUAUUCGACGAAUCCUGAGACGAGGCGUGCGCUACGCGCGCAAAUACCUCAACGCUGAGAUUGGCUCUUUCUUCUCCAAGAUCCUGCCUGCGUUGGUUGACCACAUGGGCGAGCAGUUCCCCGAGCUGGUCAAAAAGCAGGUGGACCUCAAGGAGAUUCUGGACGAGGAGGAGGAAGCGUUCGCGCGGACGCUGGACCGCGGCGAGGCUCAGUUCGAAAAGUAUGCGGCCAAGGCGGCCAAGGACAACGUCAAGAAGCUUGACGGCGACAUUGUGUGGAGGCUCUAUGAUACCUUUGGAUUCCCGGUCGAUUUGACCAAGUUGAUGGCGGAGGAGCGCGGUCUGGACAUCGACGAGGAGGAGGUGAACGUCGCCAAGGAGAAGGCGCGUGAGGCCAGCAAGGCGGUCAAGGAGUCGGUGGAGACGUUUGCGAAGCUGGACGUGCACCAGAUUGCGGAGCUGGAGCAGCAGCGCAAGGUCAGCCGGACCAACGACGACAGCAAGUUUGUCAAGGGCGACAGCACGGGCAAGGUGCAGCUCAUCUUUGACGGCAAGACCUUCCACAACUCCACCAAGGACCUGAAGCCCAACACCGCCAUCGGCCUUCUGUUGGACAGCACCAAUUUCUAUGCCGAAUCCGGUGGUCAGGUCGCCGACACCGGCCGAAUCGUCAUCGACGACGUUGCCGAGUUCAAGGUCAUGGACGUCCAGGAGUACGGUGGCUACAUCCUCCACAGCGGUUACAUCGAGUAUGGCGAGCUCUCGACCGGAGACAAGGUCAUCUGCGAGUAUGACGAGCUCCGGCGGUCGCCCAUCCGCAACAACCACUCCGGCACCCAUGUUCUCAACCACUCCCUGCGACAGGUGCUUGGCGACGACAUCAACCAGAAGGGCUCGUUGGUCGACAACGAGAAGCUCCGAUUCGACUUCUCGCACAAGGCCCAGGUCAAGAUCGAGGAGCUCAGGAAGAUUGAGGAUAUGUCCAACGCGGACAUCCAGAAGAACCACAAGAUCUUCGCCAAGGAUGUUGAUCUGGACCUUGCGCGCCAGAUUGAGGGUGUCCGUGCCGUGUUCGGCGAGACGUACCCCAACCCCGUGCGAGUCGUGUCCAUCGGCAUGGACAUCGACACGAUGCUCAAGGAGCCCAAGAAGCCGGAGUGGCGCGAGUACAGUGUCGAGUUCUGCGGUGGCACCCACGUCGAGCAGACGGGCCUGAUCAAGGACCUCGUCAUCGUCGAGGAGAGCGGCAUCGCCAAGGGCAUCCGCCGCAUCAUCGCCUACACUGGCGAGGCGGCGCACCAGGUGCAGCGAGACGCGGCCGAGUUUGCCAAGACGCUGGAUGCGCUCGAGGCCCUGCCGUUCGGCCCCGAGAAGGAGGCGCAGGUCAAGGCUGUCUCGCAGGAGCUGAGCCAGCUGGUCAUCUCUACCCUCACCAAGGAUGACUUCAACCAGCGAUUCCAGAAGAUCACGACGUCGGUCGUCAACGAGCAGAAGAAGCGCCAGAAGGCCGAGGCCAAGACCGCGCUCGACACGGUGCUCAAGCACUUUGAGAAGAACGAGGAUGCCAAGUGGUUCGUCGGCAGACUGCCGAUCAGCGGCAACGCCAAGGCCCUGACGGAGGUGAUUAAGCACUUCCAGGGCAAAGACAAGGAGAAGUCGGUCUACCUCUUUGGCGGCAGCAAGGAGGACGGCGCCGUGGUGCACGGCGUGUUUGUCGGCUCGCACCUUGCGUCUCAGGGCGUCACCGCCGAGAAGUGGGCGGCCUCGGUGUCCGAAGUCGUGGGCGGCCGGUCCGGCGGCAAGGAGCCCACGCGGCAGGGCCAGGGCACCCAGCCGGAGAAGAUUGACGACGGCGUCGAGACGGCGACCAAGUGGCUGGACGAGAAGCUGAAGCUGUAG
Messenger RNA from Purpureocillium lilacinum, 2868 nucleotides. Its product is annotated as alanine--tRNA ligase. Gene Ontology annotation, molecular function: nucleic acid binding; ATP binding; aminoacyl-tRNA deacylase activity. The record is from RefSeq and is a predicted model, not a curated record. Gene Ontology annotation, cellular component: cytoplasm; mitochondrion. NCBI's taxonomy places the organism in Eukaryota, Fungi, Ascomycota, Sordariomycetes, Hypocreales, Ophiocordycipitaceae. Gene Ontology annotation, biological process: alanyl-tRNA aminoacylation.